AUGCUAGCAAAUAGAAUCAGGCAUAUACACUCCCAUGCUGCGUUGUUGAGACCUCUUCCUCCAUUUGAGGAAAUAAAAUCUAAAUUUUCUUUCGUAAAGGAGACAAAUAAGCUUGAUGAUGUUAAAAGCAGCGGACCUAAGGAGAAUGUCACAGUAAAUGGUUGGAUUGAAAACAAGCCUAAGAAGGUUGGCAAGAAUUUGACCUUUGCUACAUUGCGUGAUCAAUAUGGAAGUUUAAUACAAGUUGUUGAUGUUUAUUCGCUGUUAAAACAUGCUCAAGUUGAAGAUGCCGUCCAAGUAACUGGCAAUAUAGUACCUAAGAAGACGCGAUCUGACAACCCAGAAGACAAGCAGUACGAACUACAAGUAACAAACUUGGUAACAUUAAAUCGCUCUAAUCGUAAACCAUCACAAUUGCUGGACUUUAAAAAAGCUGGUAAUUAUCCUCCAGAAUACAGAUAUUUGCAGCUACGGUUACCCCAGUUUCAAAAGAGACUUCAGGCCAGGAACGAAGCUGCAAUGAUCAUUAGGAAUUUAUUAAACAAGCAUGAAUUCACUGAGGUAGAAACCCCUUUGCUCUUCAAGUCCACUCCAGAAGGUGCUCGAGAGUAUUUAGUUCCAACCCGAUUACGUUCAGCUGGGGUUCCGCAAUUUUAUGCUUUGCCACAAUCUCCACAACAAUACAAACAACUGCUAAUGGCGAGUGGAGUGAAAAACUACUACCAAAUAGCUCGGUGCUUUAGAGACGAAGAUUUAAGAAGUGACAGACAGCCUGAGUUUACUCAGGUGGAUCUGGAAAUGUCUUUUGCGGGUAGCAGAGACGUAAUGAAUGUUGUAGAAAAAUUAGUCAGAACUACAUGGAACCAGAUCUCUUCUACUGGCGAACUGCAUACCUUGGAUAAUGAAAAUAACAUUGUGCCGAUCACAAAUGACAAUCCUGCUCGUAUCUUAACGUAUCAGCAAGCCAUGACCGAAUACGGGAUAGACAAGCCCAACCUGAAGUUUGCGGACUUGAAGAUUGUAGAUCUCUCUAAAUUCGGCAAAAAUUCAGCUAAUCACGAAUACAGUAUUAUAGAAGCUCUCGUGCUACGGAAUGCAUGUAAAUCUCUGGAGGAUUACAAACAGCACUGGUCACAUCUCACUAAUCCUGUAAACUACAAGAAUAGAGUACCAUCCGUAAUACCAAUUAUCUCCAAGGAUACGAAAGCUACUUGGUUUAAUAUGUUGGAUCAUUCCAUAAAAUUCGAAAAUCCAUCAAAUGUUACAGAAGCCUUGGAUCUGAAGUUGGGUGAUAUAAUAUGUUUUUCUACAAGGCAGCCAUCACAAAAGUUAUUUGAGAAUCCAACUCCGAUGGGAAGAUUAAGGCAACUAGUUACUAAAUCGGAACUUGGGAAAAGGCUUUACCAAAAUACCCAGGCAGAUGUAGCCGCAUGGGUUGUGGACUUCCCAUUGUUCUCUCCAGUUGAGGUUCCAAUGGAAUCUAAAACAGAAUAUCCAACUUAUUUGCCUAAUGCAUUCUCUGCUACUCAUCACCCAUUCACUAUGGUUCAACUUCAAGAUUAUCAGAAAUUGGAAACUGAUCCUUUGGCGUGUUUAGGUCAACAUUACGAUCUUGUUGUAAAUGGCGUCGAACUGGGCGGCGGGUCCACAAGAAUCCACGAUCCUGAAUUGCAAAGAUAUAUCUUUAAAGAAAUACUCAAAAUUAACAAUCAAGAUGAGAUAUUUGGUCAUCUUUUGAAUGCCUUUGCCAUGGGCACUCCACCUCAUGCGGGUUUCGCUAUUGGAUUCGAUAGAAUGAUGGCGAUGAUGUGUGGAACUGAUAGCAUUCGGGAUGUCAUAGCUUUCCCUAAAAGUGUCACCGGCUCAGAUCUAGUGAUUAAAAGCCCAAGUUCCGUCAGCGAGGAAGUGCUUAAAGAGUACAACAUAUCACAACUAUCUGGUAAAAAAUAA
This is a messenger RNA of Eremothecium sinecaudum, 1950 nucleotides long. It is a transcript of the gene MSD1, whose product is annotated as aspartate--tRNA ligase MSD1. Lineage: Eukaryota; Fungi; Ascomycota; Saccharomycetes; Saccharomycetales; Saccharomycetaceae. The record is from RefSeq and is a predicted model, not a curated record. Bases 1 to 1950 code for a protein of 649 amino acids. Gene Ontology annotation, molecular function: nucleic acid binding; aspartate-tRNA ligase activity; ATP binding. Gene Ontology annotation, cellular component: mitochondrion; cytoplasm. The transcript has a single exon. Gene Ontology annotation, biological process: aspartyl-tRNA aminoacylation.